Messenger RNA from Rubroshorea leprosula, 1477 nucleotides. Lineage: Eukaryota; Viridiplantae; Streptophyta; Magnoliopsida; Malvales; Dipterocarpaceae. The record is from the annotation of a GenBank genome assembly.
CGAACAAGAACCAAGCUGCCAACAACAAUCUUCUUGAGGAAACCAGUAGAAAGCUUGGAUAUUUCUCCUUCUUUUCUUGUUCUAGGACUGAAAUUGAACCCAGAAUUCUUCCCCUUGCAGAGAAAUUUCCAGAUCUACUCUGCUCUGCUCUUCCUCCCCUGUCCGUCGGUUUCUGUUGGGUGCGAAUUUCUGGGCAUUUUUCGGAAGCGAAAUCAAGGACGGGGAAAAACGAGGGGAGUGACAAGUUAGAAGGCUAGCCAUCUUGUAAAUCGAACAUAGAUUUUAGAUAUAAAUCAUGAUCUUGUAAGCUAGACUUUAUUUGGAGAUUUUAUGAUAUCAGAGCAAAUUUUAUACUUUUAUCUUCAGAUUUUGUGAUAUCAGAUUGUGGUAUGAUAAGUUCCAAGCCUUGUGCAUUUGUGGGACCCUCUCAUAAGUGUACGGCAUCUGCCACGUCCCAGAUUUGGGUUCUGAGGCAUGACAGAUUGAGUGGUAUCAAAGCUUAGGUUUAAAUUAAGAGCUUAGGUUUAAAUUAAAAGCUUAGGAUUAAAUUAAGCUUAUACAGAUUGAAUGGUAUCAGAAUUUAGGUUUAAUUAAAUACCUAGGUUUAAUUGAAUAUCUAGGAUUUGUUUAGAACUUGGCUGGCUAGUAGAUUUUAGAACCGUAAUGAGAUGAGUGAUGGAGUUAUAUAAGGGACAAUUCUGAUUUAUGUUGCCUGAAUUUUCUAAUCCAUUUUGAUGAGAUGGUAAUCUGAUUGUUCUUGUUUUCUACCUUCAUACCCUAUGUAGAUUCAUGAAAUUAAUCUUGUCCGCCAUUUUCUUAAGACCUUGUUUUGAAACUUGGUCAUUUUCUAAUAGUCUGCACUUGUUUAGACUUGUUACUUGAAUAGAAUUUUUGUACGCUCUUUUUCCACAAUUGUAAAAUUUGGGGAGUUGUAGAGAUCUUUUGUUAUUGAUUCUGUUGGUCUCUACAGCAUAGUUGGUUGAGAAAUUUGUUUUGUUUGUCACAUGACCAGUGGAAGAUGGGCAAACCCUCUACUUAGUAAGAGAUUCAAGGCUAUUUUAGCAAAUGUUGUGUGUUUUCUAGAUGCGUUUUAGGAGCUAGAUAACUUGGUAAUUUCAUUGCUCAUUGUCUUUCUGAAACUCUUAUAGUGAAAUUUCACUUUUUCCAUUUAGAGCUUCAUGGUCUUUUCAUGUGGCUCAUUCUUCUAUAUUGGUUAAUCAAAAACAGUGAUCAUUCAAUUGAAAUUGCCGUGUUUUUGUGAAGAUUGGCAAGUUGUCAUAAAGUUAAACUCUCUAUUGUUGCUAAUCUCUACAUUCUUGAUACUUGGAAAUUGCUUUAAACUCUUGAAAUCCAUCUUGAAUCUUUCUUGAGAUUGCUUUGUACUUGUUCUUGAAAUUGAAAUCCAAAGGAAAUGGAUAAUGAUUAUUGAAAUCCUCAUUAUCUUGAUACUUGUCUGAAAUUAAUUCUUACACUGUUC